UUUACGCAUUUAAUCUGUCAGCCAUUUUUUGCAAACGCUAUCUCCCUCGCCUUGUCAGUUGCGGCAGUAAUGCCCUUUUUGGGGAUGUCUCCUUUAAUUCUUCAUAAAGUCGCUUCAGUAAGGGUUUGUUCCGCUGUUGAGAAGAACACCGCUCUAGUUUUCGCUUCUUUUUUGCGACAUGGUAUCUUCAUUUCGAUGAUCGCUUGUUCUGGGCUGCAUAUGUACUCCGUGCGGGUGCACAAUUCAAGCUUUUUCAAGCCUGGUUUGAGUUAACGUUGUCAAUACACGGCUAAAGUGUGUUAAUGGAACGGCUUGAGCCUUAAGUGGAAGCUGGCUUUCAUUCAAGCCUGGCUUUUUCAAUUAAGCGCGGAUUUCAUUAGCGGCGUUAAUGGAAUACCCCCCAGGGCUGGUAGCGAUGGCGAGAUACAAGGCAUGCCUUUCUCUCAAUAUGUAAUACUCUGGAUACACUAGCUACAUUUUCUUAGCUGCAGCGCAAAUUGUCCCAGCCGGCUGCGCCCAAAAGCUACAAAGGACGUCUACCGGUAAUAGAAGAAUGGGAGCUGCAAGGAUGGUCAUGGUGCAGUAGCCGGCGUAAAAUAAACAAGACUGUAGCUACCUAGAAUAGCUAGGCACAUUUCGACUGCACAAAUUACACGGUCUCUGAAAACGUCGCUAUACCAAGUGGGACAACUGCUAUUAGGAUACAUCGCCGUUUCGUCCUUCAUUCUUGAUCUGUCAGGCUGGUUCAUCAUGGAUCCAGGAGCUCACCUGCAUCUUUAUCUCAUCCUGCUCUUUGUGGAAGCUGCAGUGGCAUUGCAGUGCUGGCAGGAACGAACCUACUCAGAAGCUGUGGUCUCCCCGGCCCUGAAGAGCAGCACCAUCCUGCGGGUGCCCGGCGUCCUGUCUCUGGCGGCCUGCGCCGGGGCCUGCUGUGACCUGCCAGGCUGUGACCUGGCCUGGCUGUUUGAGCAGCAGUGCUACAUCCUCAGCUGCCAGCGGAGGGAGAACUGCCAGCCCAGACCCAGACCUGGAGUCGACUCUUAUCUGGCCUUCCUGCAGCGGGAACCUCCCCAGACCCUGAUGUCCCUGGUCAGGGGCAAGCCCCACCCUGGUCAUUGGAGGCCCCGCCCCUCAGGGGACAUUGAGGCCCUGAAGGAUCUAGCCCUGUUAGAUGGGGCACAGACAGAUUUUGGUGACCCAGGGAGGGUUGAUGUAGAGUACCCUGAGAGUGAACUUGGACCCGAGGAUAAUGGCAGGGAUCUUCCAGACUGGCCUGAAUUGUUGGAAGGGAAGGAUGGAUUUAACCUAUCAGAGAGCGAAGGCAGGAUUGAGGGGAUGGGGUUUGCAACAGAAGGGUCUGAGAGCAGCCUGACCAGUCCUUCUGCGGAGGCAGUUAUCAACCAGAAAACACCACCCAGUGGCCCCACCUCUGACACUACACCUGAAAACAAACAAGAUAGUGGACUACAAAACAUGUUAUUAACCAGUUCUGGGCCAACACUCGAAACUCAGAAUGUUGACUCCUCCCAACCAAGCCAAAAAAGGACUUUCCUUACCACUGAAGGCCCAUCGUAUCUCUUCAGAGCAUCACCCCUGACCACAUCCAUACAUACAGCGCUAACCUUGCCCAGAGACCCAGUGGAGCCGGUGGCGUCUGUCCACCCAGAACCUCAAACUGCGCCGAGGACCCAACCGCCCAAUGCUGUCGCCCUCCCAGUCACCCAGGUGGUUCCGCUUCCUGCCAGCUACGCCCUCAUCAACGGCAGCCAGGAUACUGAUGAGGGGGUGACAGUCAGGCAUCACUGGGAGCAGGUUGGAGGUCCAUCCAUAGAGCAGGGAUCCUCAGAGAUGCUCAGCCUAUCCAACCGGACCUCUGGGGAGUACACCUUCAGGCUGACAGUGACAGGUUCUGAUGGGUUGUCAGACUCAAACACGGCUACGGCGAAGGUCAUUCAGCCAGAGGACCUCUCCUCAGUGCUGACCCACAGUCAUGACACCACGACCGCCUCCAGCCCUGGUCUUCCCACUGCCCGCCUCCACUGGCAGGGUGACCCGACUUCAGUCCCCUCCUCUGUCGUUGCCUCGGUGACGAGAGAUGGAAAAAGCCCCCCCACAGCUGAGGUCAAGGAGUCAAACCGGGCCCCCGUGGCUGUAGUGGGCCCUAACACGCAGCUGACCCUCCCCGUGGCCAGCGUCACUCUGGAUGGAAGCCACAGCACGGACGACCAUGGCAUCACCAGCUACCACUGGAACACCGUCAGCGGUCCUCCGGGGUCGAGAAUAGAGGGUGUGGACCGGGCUGUCGCCAUAGCAACAGGCCUCCGAGCAGGCCGUUACAAAUUUCAGCUGACUGUGAGUGACCAGGAAGGGGUGACAGACAGUGCUUUGCUUAUAGUCCGGGUUCAAGAAGCUAGAAGCCUACCACCUGUAGCCCACGCUAGCGGCAGCCAUACUCUCACCCUGCCCAACAACUCCUUGGUGCUUAGGGGCUCAGUGACGAACGGUGACCAAACCAAGAUGCACUUCCUCUGGGUCCGGGACAGCCAGAGCCCCGCUGCUGGAGAUGUGUUGUAUAGUUCAGACCAGCAGGCCUCCCUGUACCUGGCCAACCUGGUGGUGGGGACCUACCUCUUCCAGCUGCGAGUCACUGACACCCAGGGACGCAGCAACACCGCCAUAGCCACUGUGGAAGUGCGCCCGGACCCUGGUGGUGUGGAGGAGGUGGAGGUAGAGAUGCUGGUGGCGGUGGCCCAGGUGAGCAUAUCUCAGCGGGACACCGUGCUCAGGCAGCUGGCCGCGCUGCUCCACGUCAUGGACAAAGACAUCCACUCCAGGGGCCUGUGGGGGCACUCAGAAAUCAGCACAGUGUUGAGGUUCUCAGUGCAGGGUCCUGAGGGGCCAGUCUCUGCUUCUAAGCUGGCCAGUGUGCUCCGUGGUCAACUGCUGAGGGGGAAGACGGACUUCCUGCUCUUCAGGGUCCUCAGAGUGGAUACAGUCAUGUGCUUGCUCCGCUGCUCUGGCCGAGGUUCGUGCGACCCAAUCACAAAGUCAUGCGUAUGUGACCCCUUCUGGACGGAGAACCUGAUUCGCCGUUUCUUUGGUGACGGAGAGAGCAACUGUGAGUGGCGGGUGCUCUACUUCAUCCUGUUCUCCUUCAUGGUGUUCGCUCUUAUUGUGACGGUCACCUGGGCCUGUGUCCACUGCUGCAAAAGGAGGAGGCGCACUAAGGUCAGAAAGAAAACCAAGUACACUAUACUGGACAACAUGGAUGAACAGGAGAGGAUGGAGCUCAGGCCCAAAUACAACAUCAGACACAGGAGCACAGAGCACAACUCCAGCCUCAUGAUGUCUGAGUCGGAGCUGGACAGCGACCGAGACACCAUCUUCAGCCGAGGCCAACCAGUCCGGAGCAGAAACCGUACGAGCACUCAGGCUGCCCGCAAUGGAAAUGCCUUUGGAUGAACAGGAAAUCACUGAAUUCUGGGUGGAUUAUAGAAGUGUCCAGAGGAAGGCCACAGUCUGUGCUUGUUUUCAUUCUUGUGUUCUGUUCAAAUACUGGCAAGUCAGUGAUAAACUAAACACCAUGGGGACAGGAAAACCCAAGGGACUAUGGCCAUAGAGGACUAGAGGAUUCAAGGAACUAUCUAUAGCAUUGAGUUUACAAACAGACAUACCACUAACUGAAUGACAACACUAAGAAUGCAGUUGCUCUUUGUGAGGAGCACAAUGAGAUACUGUGUCCAUAUAUAUUAUUUUAACAAGCAGAUACAGUGAGGGAAAAAAUUAUUUGAUCCCCUGCUGAUUUUGUACGUUU
Esox lucius (northern pike) is the source of this 3814-nucleotide messenger RNA. RefSeq names its product dyslexia-associated protein KIAA0319. The record is from RefSeq and is a predicted model, not a curated record. NCBI's taxonomy places the organism in Eukaryota, Metazoa, Chordata, Actinopteri, Esociformes, Esocidae. The coding region runs from base 751 to 3462 and encodes 903 amino acids. Gene Ontology annotation, cellular component: plasma membrane; cytoplasmic vesicle. The transcript is spliced from 18 exons.